Molecule: messenger RNA, 3334 nt
Organism: Closterium sp. NIES-67
Lineage: Eukaryota; Viridiplantae; Streptophyta; Zygnematophyceae; Desmidiales; Closteriaceae
Source: the annotation of a GenBank genome assembly
UGGUCGUAGCCUCUCACGUCGAGCCAGCAGGUCGUGACUGCUAUGCCGUGUAAGAUAGUGAAUUAGCUACCUGUAACUGUAUGUUCCACGCCCUUAGCUUCCUGGGCUCUAGCGGAGGCUAGUUGAAUUGACGAUCAUGGACGUUGACGGUGACGGAGAGCAGCGGAUGCGGUUCAGCCUAGACGGAGAUUUUGACGACGGUCAGUUUAUCAACGGAGAGUUUUUCUCCUCCUCGCGAAGGCAGGGCCGCCAGCAGACGCGCGACGAUGUCGUUUACGGUGUCUUUAACGAAGCGUCUGAUGACGAGGAUGACGACGACGAGGAGGGAUUCGGCGGUGGGGGAAAGAGACGGAGAAAAAAACGGCGAGGAAAAGACGAUCUGAUGGGGAAAGGCGAUUUUACGAAACCCGUUAACUUCGUCUCGAAAGGAACUGUGGAUCCGAAUCUGGAUAAGGAUGCUGUCGAGGAACGACCGGGAUUGGGAAGCAAGCCGCAGGAGACGCCGGAGGACGAGGAUCGGAGCGGAUUGGGUCGGACGGGUCUCGGGUUCGGCGGAGCAGGCCUGGGAUUCACGCCCGGGAAUGCCGAACCUGACCGGCCAGGUUUGGGAGCCAGGGGGGGGAAGGAGGAAGGCGAGGAAGAGGAGGAGGAAGCGGAUCCGUUAGCGAAAACUGCGUUCGGCCAGCGGCUAAGGGAGCGAGCGGAGCAGAGGAGGGAGAUGGAGAGAGAACGAGCUAAGCAAGAGAAGCAGGAGGCGUCGUUUUUCGCGCAGCAAAAGGCCAACAGAGGGGCUGCUGGGGGGCUGUUUGACUCUGGUGGGGGAGGAGGAGGGGGAGGGGGAGGAGGGGGGAGGGGGGGUGGUGGUGGUGCUCAUGGUGUGGGGACGUUUGAGAAACACACUAAGGGAAUAGGGAUGAAGCUUCUAGAGAAGAUGGGGUACAAAGGAGGCGGCCUGGGGAAAAACCAGCAGGGAAUUGCAAAGCCGAUCGAGGCGAAACUCCGGCCUAAGAACAUGGGCAUGGGCUUUAACGACUUUAAGGAAAAGGAGGUCGGGUUACCACCCCCGCCGUCCGGGAAAGAGGGUGACGGGGUGGGGGGGGAAGGGGAGGGGGUGGCGGUGGAGGUGGUGGAGAAGAGGGGGAGGACGAAGCUAUGGAAGAAGAAGUUUGCCGGGAGGAGGAGGGAGUACAAGACGGCUGCUGAGCUUCUAGAGGAGAAGCAGGCCGAGGGGAGGGAGGUGACUCAGACCAUCCUGGACAUGCGGGGAGCCCAGGUCCGCGUGUUGACCAACCUCGACCGACUAAAUGAGGAGCAGAAGCUGCAGGAGGAUGACACCCCCAUGCCAGAGCUGCAGCACAACCUGCGCCUCGUGGUGGACCUAGCCGAAGCAGACAUCCAAACGAUUGACAAGCGCCUUCGCUUCCAACGAGACUCACUCACCGCACUCAAGCAAGAGCGCGAUCGCGCACAGGAGAGGAUGAAGCAGCAGGCUCAGCAACUCAUUGACCUUCAAAACAUCGUUGGCGUGCUCGAGAAAGUUCUGUCGUCUGCCCCGCCGCCGUUGCCGCCCCCGUCUACGGUGUCUGCAGAAGCUCUGGCUCAGGAUUCGCACGCGAUCGCGACAUCUGUCGCGACUCCGUUGGCUGCGCUGAGACGGCUGCGGGAGCAGCAUCCGGAGGAUUAUAAGCUGUAUAACGUGGCGGCGGUGGCUUUAGGUUUUGUACUGCCCCGCCUCGCGCCGCUUUUCCGCACCUGGAACCCCCUUGCCCACCCCUCCCACGGCCAUGCUGUUCUCUCCUCCUGGCGCUCUGUGCUUGCAAGGGAGGCAGGAGGAGGGAGAGGAGGAGGUGAGGGUGGGGAAGAGAGUGGGGCGAUCUUUGCUGACGUGGCACUUGCCGAUUCGGUGGCAGACCCUGGAGCAGCAGCAGGAGGGGUGGGAGGAGCGCCUGCUGAGAUGGAUCCCUACGCGCGCCUUGUCGCAGAUCUCGUCCUGCCAGCUGUCAGAUCCGCAGUGGUCAAUCUCUGGGAGCCUCGGGAGCCUGAGCCUUUGCUGAAUUUCCUCGACACAUGGCGUGCUCCUGUGCUGCCAUCUGUCCUCCUGAGAACGAUCCUCGCGCACCUGGUGUUCCCGAAGCUGGCAGCCACGGUGGAGGCGUGGGACCCGAGGCUAGAAACCGUACCUGUCCACCAGUGGCUGCACCCAUGGCUACCGUACCUAGGCUCGCAGCUCGAAACCCUCUACCCGACCAUCCGCUUCCGGCUCGGGUCAGCCCUGACCGCUUGGCACCCCUCCGAUUCCUCCGCUCUUGCGAUGCUCGCACCAUGGAAAUCAGUGUUUGAUGCUGCUAGCUGGGAUACUCUGGUGAGCAGAUCCAUCGUCCCCAAACUCAUUCACUUGCUGCAGACGGAGUUCCUGGUGAACCCGCAACAGCAGCAGCUGGAGCCGUUUCAUUGGGCCAUGUCAUGGGCUGGUGUGGUCCCCACACGCCACCUCAUCGCCUUGCUGGACACUGCCUUCUUCCCCCAGUGGCACCAGGUGCUCUACCAUUGGCUGUGUGCAAACCCUAAUUUUGAUGAGGUUACGAGGUGGUAUCUGGGUUGGAAAGCGCUGUUUCCUGCGGAGCUUUUAAGCUCGGAAAGAGUGAGGCAGCAGCUGAAUGUGGCUCUAGAUAUGAUGAAUCAGGCUGUAGAGGGGAUGCCGGUUUUGCAACCCGGUGUGAAGGAGAACGUCUCUUACUUGAGAGUCUCGGAGCAGCAGGCUUUCGCAGAUGGAGCCGGGGCAGGUGGAGGUACAACUGGUGCAGGUGGCACUGCUGCUGGUGGUGCUGGUGCUGGUGCUGGUGCUGGUGCUGGUAUAGCAGCAGGUGCGGGGGGUAGAGCAGGUGCAAAGGGCACAGGAGUGGGAGGGGCUGGAGGCACGAGGGGGAUUCAACACCUGGAGGAUGAAAAGGAGCUCUCGCUACGAGAGGUCGUGGAGCACUUUGCUCUGCAGAAUGAUGUGAAAUUCCUGCCGAAACCGGGGCGCAUGCACGAAGGCGUGCCAGUGUUUUCUUUUGGCACGGUCAGCCUUGUGAUAGACCCAUGGAAGCAGCUGCUGAUGGCGCAAGAUGAGAAGCUUGUGUGGGUGCCUGUGUCCCUGCAACAGGUGUUGGAUAUGCACAGGAAGAGAGGGGGCAGGUGGGCUUAAGCGGGUUACUGUAUGGAGUUGAUUGAUUACGACAAGACUCUUCAAGAAGUCUGCAGAGCAGGCGUCAUAGUAUUGCAAAUCUCAAAGCAUACAGCACGCUAAAUUGCAAUGCAAGUUACAGUGGCGGAAAAAACUGUCUGGAUGUUU